AAUGCAUUGAGUUUUUUGGGUCCAUAAAAGCACUCAACACUUAACAAAGAGAUCGCACAUUAAGUUCUUAUAGCUAGUUAUGGACACAACAUAUAGUCUGAAAGCCGUAUGCGAUGUGAUGUCAAAUCUGUGUCAAUACAUUACCUGUGGAUUAGUCCACAAAGAGGAUGGAGAUGAUAGUGAAAGGUCACCACUUUUAAGACCUUCACCGCAACGCACAACAACCCAACCGACUCUAUCUAACCACUACUGGGAAGGUUCAAUAAGUGGCGCCAAAGAGGUUGUAGUGAAACAAAUGCCAGACGAAGACGUGAAACAAAUCACAUAUUUCAGCCAAAGAGCGGCCGAAGCCGUUCGCAAGGGAUUUCAAAUCGAUUGCAACGAAUCAGUUAUCGUCGCCUUUAAUCCAUAAACUUAUGGACCGAAACAAUCAUCAC
Molecule: messenger RNA, 437 nt
Organism: Medioppia subpectinata
Lineage: Eukaryota; Metazoa; Arthropoda; Arachnida; Sarcoptiformes; Oppiidae
Source: the annotation of a GenBank genome assembly